Molecule: messenger RNA, 1369 nt
Organism: Anopheles cruzii
Lineage: Eukaryota; Metazoa; Arthropoda; Insecta; Diptera; Culicidae
Gene: l(2)dtl
Product: protein lethal(2)denticleless
Exons: 3
Coding region: 2-1369 (455 amino acids)
Biological process (GO): proteasome-mediated ubiquitin-dependent protein catabolic process; mitotic G2 DNA damage checkpoint signaling
Cellular component (GO): nucleus
Molecular function (GO): protein-macromolecule adaptor activity; protein binding
Source: RefSeq, a predicted model, not a curated record
CAUGAAUACGGUGUUAAAUUUAUUGCGUCGACAAACGGGUCAUGGAUUCACCGAGCAAUACGAUGCAACGUUGUUGCGACUGUUGGUUCGCGAGCGUGACAGCUGGAAAGGCAUUUCACCGUCCAGAUUGACUGCAGAUUAUAACCCAUCACCCCCGAUCCUGGCCGCCAAAUUUGCUAAGUGUUCGGGUCGUCAGAAUGUUCUCGCGAUAGCGAAUGAAGACGGAAAGAUUGCGAUACAGGACACGAACCGGUGGAACAAAGAACCCGGCGGGGAACGAUCGCUGGACGGAGUUCAGUGCCACUUCAAUGCAGUAUUCGAUGUUGAGUGGAUGCCUGGAGAGAUGAAGAUUGUUACUGCUUCCGGUGACCAUACAGCGCAACUGUUAUCAUUGACCAACGCAGAACUGGUCCGUACGCAAGUGUUUAGUGGCCAUUCGCGAUCGGUCAAGACGGUGGCCUUCCAGUGUGAUGAUCCGGCAGUGUUUGCGACCGGUGGACGGGAUGGGGCAAUUAUCGUAUGGGAUAUUCGAGCUCAACUUGGGUCCAACAUGAUGCCACGAGCAGAUAAUUGCAUUUACAAUGGACAUUCGGGAGGACCAGGGACACCCGCUUCGUAUAGGAGGCGUACGAGACAGACUCCCAAAAUACCUGCACAAGGUUGCAGUAGCAGCAUCACAGGUUUGGCAUUCCAAAAUGCCAAUACACUUAUCUCGUGUGGAGCGGGUGAUGGAGUGGUGAAGGUUUGGGACACAAGGCGUCACUACACAAGUCAUCAGCGAGACCCAUUGCCAAAGUAUAGCUUUCCGUACAGCGGUACAACUACUUUGAAAGGUUUUACGAAUCUCGUGAUCGACCAUUCUCGUCACCGGCUCUACGUGAACUGUAUGGACAAUUACAUCUAUUGUUAUAAUGUGUUGACUUAUGAUAGCCACCCACUCGCGCGGUACAGUGGGUAUAAAAAUGGAACCUUUUACGUCAAAUCUGCGUUGAGUCCUGAUGGUCAGUAUCUCAUUAGUGGUUCGAGUGAUGAACUUAGCUAUAUCUGGAAUAUAGACAAUUCAAGACCGUUAUUGAAAUUGCAUGGGCAUGCGGCUGAAGUGACGAGUGUCGCAUGGAUGCAUGAUUGGAGCAAGAUGCGCAUUGUGACAUGUAGCGACGAUGCAUGCCAUAAAGUGUGGCGUCUGGGACCGGAGGAGCUGGAUCCAAAUGAAAAGAUGCAGUUGCGCGGUACUGCCGAAUAUUCCGUCGUCUUCAUCGCGAACCGCCUCUCCGGGUACCUUGUCUCUGGCCAUUCCGUCGUUAUGGAUCGUGGUCGCGUCUUGAUCCACGAUCCUUUUGGCCAUCGCCCUUUUAGUGCCGGAGGUUGA